Molecule: messenger RNA, 1371 nt
Organism: Aspergillus thermomutatus
Lineage: Eukaryota; Fungi; Ascomycota; Eurotiomycetes; Eurotiales; Aspergillaceae
Product: zinc metalloprotease
Exons: 5
Coding region: 1-1371 (456 amino acids)
Biological process (GO): CAAX-box protein processing
Cellular component (GO): endoplasmic reticulum membrane
Molecular function (GO): metalloendopeptidase activity
Source: RefSeq, a predicted model, not a curated record
AUGUAUAUCCUCGAGCAACUUGCGCGUCUUCUGGACCGCCCGCUCUUUCCGUGGAAGAAUGUUCUCGUGGGAUUCUCUUUAGGUCAAUUCAUUCUCGAAGGAUUCUUGUCCUUCCGACAAUACAAGGUGUUGCAGCGGACAAAGCCACCCAAGGUGUUGGAGAAUGAAGUGUCACAGAAAGUCUUUGAUCAGAGUCAGGCAUAUGGUCGCGCAAAAGCCAAGUUCGGUUUCAUCUCAGGUCUUUACGGUCAAAUCCAGAAUCUUGCAUUCAUCUACGGCGAUGUCCUCCCCAAGCUUUGGGGACUGAGCGGUCUCUUGCUAACGCGGUACUUCCCCUCUCGGUUCCAGGGUGAAAUUACCCAGACGCUCCUGUUCAUCUUCGGUUUCAACCUGAUCAGCACCGUCCUGUCCUUGCCCAUUUCAUACUACAAUACCUUCGUUCUAGAGGAGAAGUUUGGCUUUAACAAGCAGACGCUCAAGCUCUGGGUUACCGACAUGCUCAAGGGUCAGAUGCUGGGAAUCGUGUUGGGAACCCCGAUCAUCAGUGCCGUGCUUAAGAUCGUCCAGAAGACUGGCAAUUCGUUCUUCUACUACCUGUGGCUCUUUGGUGUCUUUGUUCAGAUCUUCGCUAUCACCAUCUACCCCAUUGUCAUCCUGCCACUGUUCAACAAGCUCUCACCUCUAGAACCUGGCGAAUUGAAGACCGGCGUUGAAAACCUCGCCCGCAAGCUCGAAUUCCCUCUCCACGAACUGUAUGUCAUCGACGGCAGCAAGCGCAGUGCUCACAGCAACGCGUACUUCUACGGACUGCCGUGGAAAAAACACAUUGUCAUCUAUGAUACUCUGAUUGAGAAGAGCGAGACUGAGGAAGUCGUCGCCGUCUUGAGUCACGAACUUGGUCACUGGAGCCUCGGUCACACUACUAAGCUCUUUGCUAUUGCUCAGUCUCACAUGUUCUAUAUUUUCGCCCUAUUCUCGGUUUUUGUGAACAACAAGUCCCUGUAUCAAUCAUUUGGCUUCCACCAGGAAAUGCCCAUCAUGAUUGGAUUCCUCCUGUUCUCAGAUGCUCUGGCUCCCAUGGAUGCUGUCGUCAAGCUCUUGAUGAACAUUCUCAGCCGCAAGUUCGAGUUCCAAGCUGAUGCCUUCGCCGUGAAGCUCGGGUAUUCCGAACAGCUUGCCGCGUCCCUUCUCAAGCUUCAGAUCCAGAAUUUGAGCACCAUGGACGCUGACUGGAUGUAUGCCAGUUACCACUACUCUCACCCCAUCCUAUCCGAGCGACUCAAGGCGCUUGGCUGGCAGGGAGGAAAGGUCACCGACGUGAAGACGGAAGAUAGCGAAAAGCCGGUCAAGGCUGCUGACCGGGAGCUUUGA